This is a messenger RNA of Rhagoletis pomonella (apple maggot), 4293 nucleotides long. Its product is annotated as protein HIRA homolog. Gene Ontology annotation, cellular component: nucleus; HIR complex. Gene Ontology annotation, molecular function: protein binding; nucleosome binding. Gene Ontology annotation, biological process: regulation of DNA-templated transcription; chromatin remodeling; DNA-templated transcription. The record is from RefSeq and is a predicted model, not a curated record. Lineage: Eukaryota; Metazoa; Arthropoda; Insecta; Diptera; Tephritidae. The transcript has 10 exons. Bases 194 to 3127 code for a protein of 977 amino acids.
AAUAAUGAAAAAGGCGCAAAACGCAAAAAGAAACAGAAUGCAAGUGGAAAGGUAAUCGAAAUUUGCAAUAAAAGACAAGACACAAACAAGACGAAAAUUUAUCAAAAAAAUACGUGCUCUUACAUUAAGUAAAACUUUUCAAAUUAGCAAAAAAUAAAAAAGUUUCGCUCCCAAGAAAAACCUAUCUGGUUUAAUGAAACUUUUGAAACCUAGCUGGGUGCAUCAUGACGAUAAGCCAAUAUUCUCCGUGGAUGUGCACCAGGAAUGUCUUAAAUUUGCCACUGGCGGUCAGGGCUUGGAUUCCGGGCGUGUCGUGAUAUGGAAUUUAUUACCAGUACUAUCGGAAAAAGUAGAACAGGAUGAGAACGUACCAAAGAUGCUAUGCCAAUUGGACAACCAUUUGGCAUGUGUAAAUUGCGUUCGUUGGUCACCUAAUGGUCAAAUGUUAGCUUCGGGGUCGGAUGAUAAAUUGGUUAUGAUUUGGAGAAUGUCAAAGGGGCCAAGUGGAGUUUUCGGUACGGGAGGUCUUCAAAAAAAUGCCGAAUCAUGGAAAUGUACGGCUACUCUACGUGGGCACUCAGGGGAUGUGCUUGACCUGGCUUGGUCUCCUAAUGAACGAUGGUUAGCCAGUUGUAGUAUUGAUAAUACCAUCAUCAUCUGGGAUGUACAAUCUUUUCCCAAUAUGGUUACAACUUUGAGGGGCCACACUGGAUUGGUUAAAGGAGUAGCGUGGGAUCCCCUGGGGAAGUUUUUGGCAUCUCAAAGUGAUGACCGAAGUGUUAAAAUGUGGAAGACCAGUGAUUGGAGUUGUAGCAGCACUAUUACUGAGCCCUUUAAAGGUUGCGGCGGCACCACUCAUAUACUUCGGUUAUCUUGGUCCCCGGAUGGACUGUACCUAGUGUCAGCACAUGCUAUGAACGGCGGAGGCCCUACUGCACGCAUUAUAGAACGAGAGGGAUGGAAAUGUGACAAAGACUUUGUAGGUCACAGAAAAGCUGUAACAUGCGUUCGGUUCCACGACACAGUCUUGACAAGGCAGGCAUCCAACGCAGAUAGAAAACUUCAGUAUUGUUGUAUGGCGAUGGGCUCCAGAGAUCGAUCGUUAUCAGUUUGGAUGACUGCAUUAAAUCGACCAUUAGUCGUUAUACACGAUCUAUUCAGUGAUAGCAUAUUGGAUCUUUCUUGGGGACCAGCAAAAUGUAUUUUGAUGGCAUGUAGUGGCGAUGGAACAGUGGCUUGCUUGCAAUUUUCUGAAAGCGAACUUGGAACUCCUGUUUCAGAUGAAGAAAAGAACUCGUUGUUUCAAAAAACAUACGGAAAAAGUGUAACCCUUGAAAACGGUUCUAGUGGUGGAGCUGACAUACUGAUUGAAAAUCCCGAACUUCUGGGCGAGACACAAGAGAAGCCUAUGCCUCCCAGCUUGCCAACAGCAAAUAUUAGUAAACAAAACUACAACGUUACUCAGCCAACCGCGUUGGUUGCCAUAUCGAACGGACAUUCCGAAUUGCCUUCUACAAAUUUGUGUUCAACAGGAAGCGACGAAGUGCGGCCAAGCAAUACUAAUGCAGUUAGGAAACAAACAGAAACUAGAACUGCUGACGGAAAACGACGCAUUACUCCAGUUUUUGUAGCACUUAAUCAAGAUGUGAGUGAGUCUCCGAACACGUCGCACCUUGUAUCGAAUUCUCCAGCUGUAACAGCAUGGAAUUCCAAUACAUCAACAGCAAUAACGACAGCAAGCAUAUCUGCAGAAGUGAAUCCACCAGGAACGAGCACAUUUGCCAAACCGACGAUAACUGAGGCCCAAGAAAUAUGCUUGGAUGCCCGACUUAUAAAAACUACAUCAUCUGCUGCAAAAUUACAGCCCCAAAAAGCGGAAAAUAGUUCGGUGAAGACAUUCCCGCUCAUUGUCACUUCAAAGUCAUCUACCAGCGCCCCCUUCAGCGGAGCAACAACCUUGGCAACUGAUCAUUUACCCACAGCUGUGAAACCAUACCAAGCUUCUACUACUGGUCCAAAAUUGGUUAUUAAUAGCAACACAAAAUGUGAAUUCCAAAAAACUGCCCUAGACCAUAGAGUUCAUGUUCACAAUGGGUAUUUAGGUACUGGUAGUGGGUUUUUGGCAAAAGUGACCGGCUACAAUAUACAAAGGCCGGCUCAGAUAGAAAAACUUUGGGAAAUUUUAGUUGGUUCGCCAAUUGUUAAUUUGAAUUUUUGCCAUAAGCACGUGAUGCUGUGCAGUAUGGAUGGUACAUUGCGUUUGAUGGAUAUGCAUACUGGCAGAGCCAAAAUGCCCGUUAUAAGUAUAAGUUCAGCUGCGGUUCAGUGCACUUUCUGUCCCAGUGGUCGCUUGGUUGGUGUGGUUACCGACUGCGGCACUUUACGCAUCUGGCACAUUGAGGAGCGGCGUAUAUUUUUAUCAACGACUUGUAAUGAUAUUGGCGGAAAGCUAGGCACGGUUGUACAAUUUAAUAUCACAGAAGACGGCAUACCGAUGAUUUUAUAUGCCAAUGGUAGUGCUUAUUCAUAUUCGCCGCAACUGCAAUCAUGGCUUGUACUCAAUAAUAAGGAUCCUCUAGUACGUCAUGGUCUGCAAACCACGAUUCCUAAAGAUUUUGAGAAAAACUAUUUUUCAUAUCCAUUGAUUUCCACACAAGCUGCAACCAAUACAUUUGCUGCCAUGAACACUUCAGUAGAUAUGAAUAUGCAGGACUGGCAGUCCAGUGCCAAACUGAAUUUUAUAGAAAAUCAACUUAUGAUAGCAGAAGCCAUUAAUUCCCCCGAAGAAUUGAUUUUCUGGUACAACAUGUACGCGUAUCAGCUGGCGCUUAGCGGGACUGAACAACGUUUAAGGAUAUUACUGGAUGAUUUGCUGGGCUCUUCACCACGUAAUGGCGGGCUCGAUCACAAAAUACUGGCAGUGCCCAAGCAUCAAUUAUUAGAGAACGUGCUGAAUACACUUAAACCGCAUGUAAAAUGGCAGCGGUUGUAUAUGGAAUAUCACGAGCUGUUCGAGUUUUGUAUGAGACCGGGUUCAAGUGUUGUCACAGAUGUCGUUAUGACGACUCCUCCAAAUACGAAUAUGGAAACCGAGGCAAAUUUGUCGAAAUCAAGGGAUGUAAUGUAGGCAUUGUAUAUUUUCGAAUUGUUAACGAAAAAAGAAACAAACGACUGCCAACCGUUAUAGUGCGAUAAACGACCAAAGUCGGCCUGUAAACAGGUUAAAUACCAUGCAAUUAUUGUUGAAAAAUUUAAAAACAAGUUCAGCACAGAGUUGUAUUAGAAAUCUUUAACAAAUCAUGGAGAAACACAUAGUGGAACGUGUAUUUGCCUAAGGACUGCCACCACAGAGUUAUUCCCCAUUUAGGCAUUGUUUAUGCUGCUACAAGUAGCCUGUUCGACAACCUGAAAAUUCGUUCCCACGACAGUCGGGCCUACGUAACCGGAACGACCCAGAAUUAUAUUUGGCAGAGGAAUCUCCAAAAACUACAAUAAAAACCUGAUAAUUAUCAAAAAGUAUCAGAUUUGGCGUUCAUAUAAGCGAACACUUCCAAAGUUGUUUAUUCUUACUGGUAAAAAUGUUCUACAAGAAAAACAGCUGAUCUGAUUGAAAUGUAUAGCUUCUUUUACUUUGAAAUACAUAUAUACAUAGCUUUACAUUUUGAUUCUUAUUUGUUACGCAAUUGCAUGUAAAAAACUGUGAUCAGCAGCAUCUUAAACUUUCAAGUUUUAAAAUUAAGCGUUGGCUUACCUUUUUAAUUUUUGUAUUGAGAUACAAUUUUUCAUUACUCCCUUGUUGCUGUUGUUGUAGCGGGUGCUUAGCCGUUCAUUACUCUUCUGCAAGUUGUGCUGAAUAAUUUUAUUAGUUAUUUCCCAUUGUGUCUCCUUGCCUUCAGUCACGAAUGGCUAUACAAUUUAUGAGUCCUAGCCCCAUUAUGUAUGGGGACUGGUGUCUACAUAGAUGCUGGUCUAGUAACCAUGGCUACACAUAUCGUACUUUGUAUUAUGUAUAGCUACUAAUCUCAGUAUAGAGAAAACGCAGACAUGUACAUUUCAAAGUAAUUCAUGUUCAAUUCAAAGCAACCGUGUUCAUUAAAUCUUUAUCGGAAUCUUCCGUAUACAACACUGCGCUGAACUGUUUCCGAGCAUGUUAAUUGGCUUAACAAGUUAACUUACUGCAUUUUAUUUAACAUGUUUGCGAGCUGAUUUUCCCGAUUUAACAAGUUAAUUGGUGUAUUUUUGAAUGUAGUGCUAGAUCGAGUUGAAAACGUUUUUCCAUCAAUUUGGCAAGCG